UCGGCACGUCACCGCUGAUUUGUAUCGUGACAAAUGGACAUACAGCUUGCACGUACAUAGACGACAUUUUGCAAUUACUUAGAUCCUUCCAACAUAAUAUGCUUAAUAUUAAAUUUUAACGCGUAUGGACUAUCGUGUUAUAUGAGUGAGGUGUUUUGAGAUGUUCGUAUAUUUUUUAUAGUUAAGUGCACAACAAGGAUAUAUUAGUCAAGAAAUCAUGGCUGCAUCACAUAUAUUAAGCGCAGUGGAGCCUACGGUCGGUGGAGCUUCCAGGGCGGGAAGAGAAAGAGAAGUCAACGUGGCGUUAGACGACAGGGAGUUGUGGGUGCGGUUCCAGACUCUUACUAACGAAAUGAUCGUUACUAAGAACGGACGACGUAUGUUUCCCGUUGUAAAAGUUACUGCCAGUGGGUUGGACCCGACGGCGAUGUAUACAGUUCUCCUCGAAUUUGUGCAAGUGGACACUCACCGCUGGAAAUAUGUUAACGGAGAGUGGGUUCCCGGUGGUAAAGCAGAAGUUCCACCAUCUAAUGCAAUCUACAUACACCCGGAAAGUCCUAAUUUUGGAGCUCAUUGGAUGAAGGAACCAAUAUCAUUUGCUAAAGUUAAAUUGACGAACAAAACCAACGGAAAUGGACAGAUAAUGUUGAAUUCUCUACACAAAUACGAGCCAAGAGUACAUCUAGUGAAAGUCGGUACGGAUCUUCGUCGUAUCAUGACAUAUCCGUUUCCAGAAACACAGUUCAUAGCUGUGACGGCCUACCAGAACGAAGAAGUGACUUCACUUAAAAUUAAAUAUAAUCCUUUUGCGAAGGCCUUCUUAGAUGCAAAGGAACGCCCUGAAGGUUAUUACCAGAGGGAUUUCGUUGGGUCACAUUAUCCGCAGCAAAGUUCUUCACCUCAUCAAUAUCCCCAAUUUGGCGGAUGGUUCGUGACGUCACAGUCUCUGUAUGGCAGCAGUAACUCUUCGUCAAGAAGACCAGCGCCGUACCCUCCACGGCCGCCGUCGCGUCCUAGAACUCUCUCUCCACCGUCAACUUACAGCAGUAGCGAGCGUAAUACAGUAGCAGCAGCUAACAGCAGCGGCAGUUACACCUGGGCUAGUAGCAGCGGUUAUUGGACAGCGCAAGGCGGUAGUUCCCCUCAACCGAAUGUCUCCCCCGCGCCCUACCGCACUCCGCCGCACGCGUACCCUGCACCCAUCGAGUACGCAUCGGCACCGCCAACGAGCAGUACGGCGCCUGCUACAGCACCUGCGCCGCUGUAUCCACUGCAGUACGACACUCCCCCUCAACACCACUCCCCGUACUAUCAGCAUGCGUAUGCGCCAUAUGCUCACCACACCAUCGAGGAUAUUUCGUAUUGGCCAAACGGUUUGAACAGCUACGGCUACCAACCCUCGGAAUAUGUGGGCACUGGUGAUGUAGCAUAUAGCACUGAGGGUAUGUCGUUUGGAUCUACAGGUCCUCCUUUAGAAGCGGCAACUGCUAACCAAAACGACCGGUCUACUCCGUCCGGCUCUGAACACCAAGUUGGUGAAAGAGAAUAUAAAUAUAACACUGAAGAAGAACGUCAUUCACCAUGUGAAGAAACCACGCUAACGCCACGUUCACCUACACAGUGACAAAAAUUUAAUAUAUUAAAAAAAUAUAUAUUAUUCUAUUACGACGUAUAAUUAUUUAUAUAAAUAAAAAACUAUGCAUAUGAUCGACUAGGAAACAUCCUUUGUAGAGUCGAUUAUGUGUUUUUUUGUUAAAUCUUUUUAGUGAAUUAAUACGAUUGUGACUCAUUAUCAUGUAUGUAUGUAUGUAUUGCUAAUUAUUCAUAUAGUGAAUACAGAUCUACUUUAAAAACUAUGUCUAUGAAAUCUUUAAAAUUUAAUUCCAGUUAUACAAAGUAGUAUUCUGUAAUGAGUUCCGAUCUCGGUGACACAGUCGUAGUUCAUAGGGCUGGGUUAACAGCUACCGUCGAGUCGAAACGAAAAAAAUUUUAUAUAAAAAUUAUUACAGACAAUAAGUAAAUAUAACACAAAAUUGACGUCAAAUAAUUCUACGUCAGAUAAUACUAAGUGUACUUAAAUAGAUGCGUUUAAAAUGUACAUGCAAAUAUACACGUGAUUUCGCUACUGUUUCCUCUGAUUAUUUUUUAGUAAAUCGAUGAGUAAUAAAUGAAAAAUUUUAAACUUAACGGUUUUCAAAGGCUAACGAAAUAGUUUAAACGAGCUUUUUAUUUUUACUUUCUUUAUAUCUACUAAGAUUUUCAUUACUGAAAACAAUGCUAGAUGAGUCAUCUUUAAUUAUAUUAAAUUGUAUAUAUUAGGUGAUUAGGUAAACAAUGAUACGUAUAUUUUUGUGUAAGUUUAUUAUGCUAUCCUCUUUUACAAUGGUUUUGUUCCGUGGUUAAUACAAAAACUUAUAGUAUUGUAAUUUUUAAGUUACUUAAAAAGUUUUGUGAUGAUGUAAAUAUACUUCUAACUAUUUAUUCAACGCCUUAUUGUUGUCGUAACAUAGAUAAAUAAUAAAAGAUGGAAGAUUAUUAAAAAUCGAGUUUAAUUUUGGUUUAGUUUUUUUAUUUUGUAUUGGUAUAAUAUAAGCAUAAACUAUGGUACUAAGUUUCGUUCUUAAUAAUAAAACAGAACUUUAUAGAAAAAUAUAAAAAAGCAGUAUAUAUUUAAAAAUAACUAUUUGUAAAAUAUAAACCGUUGACAUGUUCUAAAACGACUAUUUACAGAGAUAACGGAAUUUCUUACUCAUUCUCUUUGAAAUUUCUAUAAGGAGC
Messenger RNA from Danaus plexippus (monarch butterfly), 2778 nucleotides. It is a transcript of the gene byn, whose product is annotated as T-related protein. Gene Ontology annotation, biological process: heart morphogenesis; mesoderm formation; regulation of transcription by RNA polymerase II. Gene Ontology annotation, molecular function: DNA-binding transcription factor activity, RNA polymerase II-specific; RNA polymerase II cis-regulatory region sequence-specific DNA binding. The transcript has 8 exons. Gene Ontology annotation, cellular component: nucleus. The coding region runs from base 218 to 1624 and encodes 468 amino acids. Lineage: Eukaryota; Metazoa; Arthropoda; Insecta; Lepidoptera; Nymphalidae. The record is from RefSeq and is a predicted model, not a curated record.